Molecule: messenger RNA, 519 nt
Organism: Daldinia caldariorum
Lineage: Eukaryota; Fungi; Ascomycota; Sordariomycetes; Xylariales; Hypoxylaceae
Exons: 3
Coding region: 1-519 (172 amino acids)
Source: RefSeq, a predicted model, not a curated record
AUGCUAAGGAGGAUAGGGUCGUUUCUUUACUAUCUGGCCCAUCUGGAAUGGACGGAGAGGGUGCAGACGUCCUGCAUCUUUUGUGACCGAAGUAGGUUUGAGGAAAACAUCGUUUACGAGGAUGCCAAUCUUAUUGCCAUAAACAAUGUGCGCAAAGCGGGGCGCCAUCACUGGCUGAUAAUGCCCAAGUCGCAUAGUUGGCGCGACAUCGAGAAGCUGGAGCAUGCUGAUGCGCACCUAGUUAACUCCAUGGUGAAGCUGGGAGAACGUCUCUUGGAGCAGAACUGCCCUGCCGUCCCGCGCACUAACAUACACAUGGGAUUCCAUCGAGGUCGCCGUAUUCUCUUUGGAGAUAUCUACUGGCCCGACAUCGUCUCCAUUCAUCACCUCCACAUGCACGUUCUUGUCGAGCCUCGGUUCUGGCUAAAGCUAUUCAAGUAUCCUUCGUGGCUACCGCUCAUGUGGAAGUCUGAAAAGAAAGUGAUGCGAGACCUGGAAACGUCGUGUAAGAGUGAUUAG